Chiloscyllium plagiosum (whitespotted bambooshark) is the source of this 1707-nucleotide messenger RNA. The record is from RefSeq and is a predicted model, not a curated record. Lineage: Eukaryota; Metazoa; Chordata; Chondrichthyes; Orectolobiformes; Hemiscylliidae.
CUUACAGAUUUGCCCUGUGUAGGGGUUGCCAAGAACCUUUUGCAUGUGAGUGGUCUGGAAGAGAAAGAUUCACUAAAGGAAAAGGAUGGGGGAUUUCAAGACUAGAAGGCACAUUUUUAAGGCUAAAGAUCUUCAGAAAGAAGGAAAUGCGUUUUCACUAAUUGGAAGUUCCGGGAAAGUUUUAGGAAUGGCUCUCAAAAGCUGUGAGAAAAGCACUAAACCCAUUUAUGUGUCCGUGGGUCACAGGAUUAGUCUGGACACUGCCUUACGUCUGACUCAUUCAUGUUGCAAAUACAGAGUACCAGAACCAAUUAGGCAGGCUGACAUAAGGUCCAGAGAAUAUAUUCGGAAAAAUGUUAACGUAUCUUGAGAUUUCAGGAAGCAGCAACCAUAAGCUAAUAUUGAAAGCCCAGCUGAAGAUAUCUGUUCCCAAAGAUCAGCCAAGAUGACCCAGCAGAAAGUAAGAGCUAUCAUGACCAUCAGUAUUUUACCAGCAAAGCCUUAAGAUGUUUACAUAAACAAGCCAGCUGGGCUCAGAAAUCACCAAGAUGUGGAGUUGGAAUCUGCUUCUGACUGGGAAACUAGCACUCAAAGCUCUGUAGUUCCUUACCUACCUCAAUAUUAAUGGUAUCGUACAAUCAACAGAAAUUAAGACCAAGCUUGACACUACCUAACCACUAUUUUUGGAUCUAUUUUGUAUAUCCUGUUUUCAAUUUUAACACAUAUUGGUAUAUUUUCUUUGUUACACAUUUAUGAAUAUGCAUAUUAAUAUAUUGUAUAUCUUUUAAUAUAAUCUCUUUUCUGCAUGUAUAACAUGGGUCGAUACUGAGGGCUGCUAAUUCAGAGUACCAUCUGGGUUAUUGCAUUAUCAGCAUAAAAGAAGAGGAAUAACUCUGGCCCUUCUGGUAACGGUGUGAGGAAGAGGUGCGAAAUCGGUUUGAACUAAUUAGUUGCAGUUAACUAGACAACAUUAGCUUAGGCAAUGGUCUGAAUGGCCUCAUGCCAAAAUUCCAAUGAUUGUGAAAUAUCCAACUCUCAAACAAUGUGUGUAGAUAAAAUACGUAAUUAACAGUUGCUUGAUGGUACAGAGCUUGAAUUUUGAUGGAAAAUAUGAUUGCUUGAAAUUUGGUACUCUUGCAUUUGUCCUGAUCAGGGAAAGACAGCAAUGUGUUCCUCUUCUCAACAGCAUUGAGAUCUGUAAUGUGUAUAAUAACAUCUCUGAAAUUGAGGACAGAUGAGCACAAACAUAAAAUAAUAAGGUUACAGAUUCCAUUAAAAAGAGUUGAGAGAAAUUUAAUAUGAAGGAAUUACAGGGAGUACAGGAACAGUUCCUCUUAGAUAGCCUUGAACUCUCUACUUUCCUCCGUGGAAGAGUUCAUGUUUGUGUAGCUAGUGGUUUUCCAUUUGGGUUACAGCACACUGAAUUUUAGAGUCAAUAUUGGCACACACCAGGUGACAGGGAAAAAUGCAACCAAAGUGAAAUCGCAACUCCUUAGAAGCCAUGCUUUAAGUACAGAUAAGUAGGAAAUAUAGUAUUCUCAGGGCGUAAUCACAUCUCAGGACUCAGACAGUAAUUGGAAACUGCAGCUAAUUAUAUUAUCUAAACCCGCAAUUAGAUUAUUGCUUUGUAAUCGUGCCUGUGUAAACAUUAUUCUCCAUUUGUUCAAAUGUUCAGAAGCAAAAAUAAAAAAAGUUAAUAAAAAUAUA